Molecule: messenger RNA, 624 nt
Organism: Arvicola amphibius (Eurasian water vole)
Lineage: Eukaryota; Metazoa; Chordata; Mammalia; Rodentia; Cricetidae
Product: keratin-associated protein 4-6-like
Exons: 1
Coding region: 4-624 (206 amino acids)
Cellular component (GO): keratin filament
Source: RefSeq, a predicted model, not a curated record
ACCAUGGCCCUCUGCUGCUGCCCACCUUGCUGUGAGCCAUGCUGCUGCAAGACCACCUGCUGCAAGACCACCUGUUGCCAGCCCUGCUGCUGUGAAUCCAGCUGCCCUGAGUCCAUCUGCUGUCAGCCUUGCUGUCCCCCAUGUUGCUGCAGCAUACCCUGCUGCCAGCCCUGCUGCUGCCAGCCCUGCUGUUGUGUGCCCACCUGCUGUGAAAGCACCUGCUGUGAUACCACCUGCUGCAAGCCAACCUGUGUGAAUAUCUGCUGCAGCACACCCUGCUGCCAACCCUGCUGCUGCCAGCCCUGCUGCUGCAUGCCCUGCUGCUGCAUGCCCUGCUGCUGCAUGCCCUGCUGCUGUGUGCCCACCUGUUGUGAAAGCACCUGCUGUGAUACCACCUGCUGCAAGCCAACCUGUGUGAAUAUCUGCUGCAGCACACCCUGCUGCCAACCCUGCUGCUGCAUGCCCUGCUGCUGCAUGCCCACCUGCUGCCAGCCCUGCUGCUGUGUGCCCAUCUACUGCCAGCCCUGCUGCUGCUUGCCCACCUGCUGCAAGGCCACCUGCUGCAAGCCAACCUGUGUGACCAUCAGCUGCAGCACACCCUGCUGCCAACCCUGCUGCUGCUGA